Messenger RNA from Arxiozyma heterogenica, 708 nucleotides. RefSeq names its product haloacid dehalogenase superfamily protein. The record is from RefSeq and is a predicted model, not a curated record. Gene Ontology annotation, molecular function: phosphatase activity. The coding region runs from base 1 to 708 and encodes 235 amino acids. The transcript has a single exon. Lineage: Eukaryota; Fungi; Ascomycota; Saccharomycetes; Saccharomycetales; Saccharomycetaceae.
AUGACAGGUCCAAAACAAAUUAAAGCAUGCUUGUUUGACAUGGAUGGUUUGUUAUUAAACACAGAAGAUAUAUAUACUAUAACCUGUAACGAAAUUUUAAGCAAAUAUAAUAAGGGCCCACUUACAUGGGAUAUUAAAUUAAAAAUACAAGGUUUGCCAGGUCCCGAAGCUGGUAUGAAACUAAUUAAUCACUAUGACCUACCUUUAUCUUAUGAAGAAUAUAAUGAAUUAAAUAUGAAAAAUCAAGAAACUAAAUGGUCCAACUCUGCAUUCUUACCUGGUGCCAAAGAGUUGAUACAUUAUUUACAUGAACGUAAUAUUCCUAUUGCGUUAUGUACCUCAUCGAAUAAGGCAAAAUUUCAUGGAAAAACCGAUCACCUAAAAGGUUUUGAUUGUUUUGACGUUAUUAUAACUGGUGAUGACCCAAGAAUACCCAAGGGUAGAGGUAAACCAUGUCCAGACAUAUAUCAGUUGGGACUGAAAGAAAUCAACAAGAAAUUUGGCAGUGAAAUUAAGCCAGAGGAAUGCUUAGUUUUUGAAGAUGGAAUUCCAGGUGUCAAUGCUGGUAAAGCUUUAGGUGCAUACGUGAUUUGGGUUCCACAUCCUGAAGCCAUCGAAUUUCUUGGGGACAUUGAUACUGUAUUAGAGGGUCAAGGUGAAUUUUUAUCAUCUUUAGAGAAUUUUGACAAAGAAAAUUAUGGAUUAUGA